GAAGUACUCGCAGCGGAGGUUUCUAAGCCUGUUCGUGAACAGCGCUUCCUUUCUGUCCGACAUCUUAGGUAGGCUGCAGUCGUCACAGGUGCUCUCGGAGCUUCGCGAUGCCGCCCAAGGACGACAAGAAGAAGAAAGAUGCAGGAAAGUCGGCUAAGAAAGACAAAGAUCCAGUGAACAAAUCUGGGGGCAAGGCCAAAAAGAAGAAGUGGUCCAAAGGCAAAGUUCGGGAUAAGCUCAAUAACCUAGUCUUGUUUGACAAAGCUACGUAUGACAAACUCUGUAAGGAAGUUCCCAACUAUAAACUUAUAACCCCAGCUGUGGUCUCUGAGAGACUGAAGAUUCGUGGUUCCCUGGCCAGGGCAGCCCUUCAGGAGCUCCUUAGUAAAGGACUUAUCAAACUGGUUUCAAAGCACAGAGCUCAAGUAAUUUACACCAGGAAUACCAAGGGUGGAGAUGCCCCAGCUGCUGGUGAAGAUGCGUGAACAGGUCCAACCAACUGUACGUUUGGAAAAAUAAAACUUUAUUAAGUCAAAUGAA
Molecule: messenger RNA, 540 nt
Organism: Cynocephalus volans (Philippine flying lemur)
Lineage: Eukaryota; Metazoa; Chordata; Mammalia; Dermoptera; Cynocephalidae
Gene: RPS25
Product: ribosomal protein S25
Exons: 5
Coding region: 108-485 (125 amino acids)
Cellular component (GO): cytosolic small ribosomal subunit
Molecular function (GO): structural constituent of ribosome
Source: RefSeq, a predicted model, not a curated record